Molecule: messenger RNA, 2456 nt
Organism: Calliphora vicina (urban bluebottle blowfly)
Lineage: Eukaryota; Metazoa; Arthropoda; Insecta; Diptera; Calliphoridae
Gene: Plekhm1
Product: Pleckstrin homology and RUN domain containing M1
Exons: 6
Coding region: 102-2243 (713 amino acids)
Source: RefSeq, a predicted model, not a curated record
AGUAAAUAUUUACGUUUUUUUUUAUUGCAUUUCUGCAUUUAGUAUAUAAGUUGUUGUUGUGGUCAAGAUUUAGUGAAAAUUGUUAGGUGGAAAUUCCCUAAAUGAGUGCAUUGUUUCGCAGUUUAAAUAGUGGUUUUUCCACCAAACGUGAAAACGCCAUUAAAGAUGCCAUACUAGAGGCUUUGCAGGAAAAUGUUAAAGAAAUCGAAUACGAAGUACAAGAAAAUGGCAAAGAAUGUCUGGAACUAUGUGAAAGUACCAGCUCUUUAUCCACCACUUUAGAGGCUAUAUUUCUGCAUGGCCUAAAGGACUCAUUUUUAUGGCAGACAUUGAAUAUUAUAGCAGGAGAUGUGGAGCGCAGGCCGGAUCCCAGCUUUUGGUCACCCAUAAUGGUGUUUAUGCACAAGGAGGUUAUAGAGCAGAUAACCACCCUGACUCAAAUAACAUCUGAGAUUGGUCAAUGUCGUGCCUGGAUACGUUUGUCGCUCAAUGACUGCUUACUGUCCUCUUAUCUCAACAAUAUGAACAAAAAUUCUUCGUCCCUUUCACCAUAUUACAAAAAAUAUGCCUUCAUGAAAGAUGCCAAACGUUUGGAAACGGCCGUCUCAUUAUUAAAUGCCCUAGAAGCGGUGGUACAAUUUCAAUUGCCCUACAAUUCAACUCUUUUAAAUCAGUGGCCAGAUUAUGCUUUGCAAUUGUCGGGUCUAUGGACACCCACUUUGAAAUCAUGUCCCAUAACAAGUGGUUUGGACAUUGCCGGUUCUUUGGCCGAAGAAACCAUGGCCAUACCUUUGCCACAGCCAGUGCGCACUAAUGAAUUGUUUUCGGAAUCUAUAUCGAAUAGUCCUUUUCGUAGAGGUAGCAGCUUUCCGGUGGAGGACUUAAAUUCACGCAUAAAUAUUGAUUUAUUUUUGCAAAAAGUCGAUGAAAUGGAAGAGGAUGAAACUUUGGAAGCUGGAGCUGUUGCAAUGGAGCCAGAAAUAACACAACAAGUUAUAAAGGAGGAUAUUAAACGAGCCAAUGAAGCAGAAAAUAAGGAUUUGGGGAAUAUGGAGAAAACUUUAAGUGGUGGCAAUUCCUUAAGUAAUCUAAUGCAAAAGUCUUGGUCCUCUGAAAUGAGUAAUGCCGAAAAAUCCAGUUUAGAUGAUAAGGAACGUUCUAUAACGUUUCAAAGGUCACUAAGCCUUACAAGUUCGGCUAGUUCUUUGCGUUCACCAUUGGGCGACCGAUGCAGUUACAAUACUUUGUUGCGUAAACAUGAACGUCAACGAGAAAUCGAUUGGACUGAGGUGUGGGAAAAGUUUUUGCAGCAAAAUACCACCACUAAUUUAACAAACUCCCAAACUACUCUACACAAUGAGGAUAAUAACGGGGAUGAAGAUAAUUUAGAAACAGAAUCGAAUACCAGUAAAUCAGAUUUUGAACUGGUUUCUGGCAGUGCUUUGGAAAAGUUUGAUAUUGUAGAGUUGCAAGAAAUGGUGGAACAAUUGUGUAAAUUGGCCAGAGAGCCGGGUUUAGAUGCUCAAGGUUUUUUGUGUAAAUCCUGUCAGCAUCCUUUGGGUAUAGGUUAUUCUAAUUUUAGGGUAUGUGCUUUUAGUGGCAAUUAUUAUUGUGAUAGUUGCAUGGACAUUGAGCUAGUGCUUAUACCAGCUAAAGUUAUUUAUAAUUGGGAUUUCCGCAAAUAUAACGUGUCCAAAAAGGCAGCCUUAUUUUUGGCUGAAUUUCGCAGCCAGCCUUUUAUCGAUUUACAGAUCUUAAAUCCCGAUAUUUAUAAUGCUUCAGAGGCCAUGGCUGAAUUGCAGGCUUUACGCAUACGCCUUAACUUUAUACGAGCGUAUUUAUGCACCUGCAGUCCCAAAAGUUUCGAAGAGCUGCAGCGUCAAUUCUUUGGCAAAGAAUAUUUAUACGAGCACAUACAUCAGUAUUCCAUAGGCGAUUUACCCAUGAUCCAGCGUGGCACUUUGUAUCAACAAUUACACAAGGCAUUUAAAAUGGGUGAAGCUCAUAUUCUUAAGUGUGUAUUAUGUAGUUAUAAGGGUUUUAUAUGUGAAAUAUGCAAUAGUUCUCGUAUAUUAUAUCCCUUUCAUAUAGAGACAACAUUUAGGUGUUCUCCCUGUGGCGCUGUUUUCCAUGCGGAUUGUUUAAAUGAAAAACAACCUUGCCCCAAGUGUGAACGUCGCCGCAAACGUGUUUGUACCAUAACACCGGAGGUGGAGGAGAAUAAAGAGGAAAUUUUAGAAUAAAAACUAGUUUUAUGUGUUAAAAGACUAUGAAUUAUUUAUAUUUUAUAAUGAAUAUAUUUAUAGGAAUGUAUGUUAAUCUGCUUUAAAAAUAUUAUAGCAGCAAAAAAUAGAUCGAUAUCAGCAAAAAAAUCAUAUUGCAAAAACGAAUAAAAUAUUUAAGUCAAUACAUUAUAAUAGUUUACUAUUAUAUUAGUGCUUUAAUUGCUUAAAAUA